Molecule: messenger RNA, 1516 nt
Organism: Geodia barretti
Lineage: Eukaryota; Metazoa; Porifera; Demospongiae; Tetractinellida; Geodiidae
Source: the annotation of a GenBank genome assembly
UACGGUACACCCCACACGCGUAAAACUCAGCCAGCUGCAAAUAUUUUUUUCGCUUUCUUCGUUCAUCAUGGCUGAGGAUUCUUGCGCCACCCGCGACCAGCCAUUCCGAGACCUCCUUCUCUCGGUCUCCAAGCAACUGAGCGAGUCGGACAACGUGGAGGGGCUGCGCUACCUGGCCGACCUCGGCCACUCACCCAGCUGCAGCGCCCUCGAGCUGCUCAAGGCCAUGCGCAACAAGGGAAUGUUCUCGCCCCACUUCUGCUCCCCGCUCGCCGAGCUGCUAAGAAAGAUCGAGCGACACGACUUGGCGGACGAAGUCAUGAACAAAUACGUAGCCGUCUUCCCCGAUCAGGCCUCUCCGACGGUGACAGAAAGGGGGAGAAAUGGCCGCAGGAGAAGAUCUGCCACUGAUCCUCUUCCCCCAUUCUCAAAAUCCACGUCCAGCAAUCUGGACUCUGUCUCUAGUGGACCCACGAGUCUCACACAGGGUUUCGUCGAAGGACAGAUAUCAGGGGACCACCAGUGCGGGGGCUCGCUCGAACACGCUACUACAACAAGUCAGUCCGGUUUAGACGCUCAUGAACAAGGGGCAACCCCACAAGAUUGUCCUCACAUCCCACCGAGUAAAACCAGCAUGUCUCUCAGGUCUAUAUCUCAGAGUAGUCAAAUCAGUCACUCGUACCCGAAUAGCUAUUCCUCAUCCAACAGCAGUAGCUACAACUCUUUGAACUCGGCUACUGAAGCUGUUCUCGAUCGAGCUUCCACAAUGCUCUUCCACCACGUCACAGCUAAUCUCACCAUAAGCCUUCCUCGGGGACAAGAGUUUACUAAUACAUCAUCCGCAGUUCACUUUGAGCCAGUGGCACAGACUCUUCCAUCUAGGAUCGCUCCUUUGUCUCUUGUACACCCAGAGCACCCAGGAGCGUUGGAGGCCAUUCGUGUGAGUGAGAUAUACAGCGACCAGGAAGAAGGUGGCUAUGAAGAAAGAAGAGAUACACUUGAAUGUCCAGCUGCCAUCGCUAGUCGCCACAAAAAAGCCCGGCAAAGGAGACUCCAACCACUCCUCGCAGCAAACGAGAGUGACAGCCUGCACCCUGAGCAGAAAGAUUUGGAGCUGUCAAGAACGCCACGGGCCUCUCUACUACUGCAAGACGAUACUGGAGACUUGGAAAAUAAUAUGAUGACACAAGGUGUGGGGAAGGAGGCUGAUUCUACUAAUCAGCUACCUGCGCCAGAGGGUGCUGCUAUAGGCGGGCCUCGCCAGGCAAACAAGCCAGGAUUAACUUGCAAGGAAAAACAAUGGAAGAAAUGCCUGAACAUAUUCGGGAAGCACAAGACAAAGCGGAACUCUGGAAAUGCUAUCACGUGGCGGGUUCCGAGAGACGACUUGGGGAAACCGAUUUGGAAUCACGACGAAAAACGCUGCAUCUCGCGAUCGCACAAAUUUGAGCUGGACACAAAUCUCGGUCGACACAAUCCAAAGUUGUUGUUUCAACUCUACCCCUACGGGGAAUCC